GACACAGGAAGACUCUGGAUACAACUUAAGACCAUGGCAGCAUACUGGAGGAGAAUCCUGAUAAUAUUUGUGACAGCUCAAGUACUGUUUGUGGUAAAUGCCUUUGAGGAAGAAGAUGUACCUGAGGAAUGGAUUCUUCUUCAUGUUGUCCAAGGCCAGAUUGGAGCGGGAAACUACAGCUAUUUAAGACUAAACCACGAGGGAAAAAUAGUCCUUCAGAUGCGGAGUUUAAAAGGUGACGCAGACUUGUAUGUCUCUGAUGUGACACUUCACCCCAGCUUUGACGAGUACGAGUUACAGUCAGUAACCUGUGGCCAAGACGUUGUCCAUGUGCCUGCACACUUCCGCCGCCCCGUGGGAAUAGGGAUUUAUGGCCAUCCCUCUCACCUGGAGAGCGAGUUUGAAAUGAAAGUGUACUAUGAUCGAACAGUGGUACAGUACCCCUUUGGUGAGGCUUCUUACAACCCCGAGGAGAUGGAGGCAAACCAGAAGUACUCACAGUCUACAGAAGAUGAAUCUCAGGAUGAGGAAUCUGUUUUCUGGACUAUACUUAUUGGAAUCUUGAAGUUAAUACUUGAAAUUCUUUUUUAGAUUGAUACACACUGGACUAAGUCACACUUCAGCCUGUGGAAUUGAAUAUGAAUGACUUGCCGUGAUAUUUAAUACUCUUUGUUAUGUUUCCUGAAGAGGUAUUCAGGUUACAUUUCUUAAACCAGAAAGGAAGUGGGGGAAAAAGCCAUAUUUAAUUUUAUAUUGUAAAUCCUCCCCUAUAUGUAAAAUGAGCAGAGAGCACAGUAUUUGCAGUGCUCUUCAGAGAUCAGGGCUUAA
Acanthisitta chloris (rifleman) is the source of this 828-nucleotide messenger RNA. RefSeq names its product chromosome unknown open reading frame, human C6orf120. The record is from RefSeq and is a predicted model, not a curated record. The transcript has a single exon. The coding region runs from base 34 to 591 and encodes 185 amino acids. NCBI's taxonomy places the organism in Eukaryota, Metazoa, Chordata, Aves, Passeriformes, Acanthisittidae.